Molecule: messenger RNA, 1699 nt
Organism: Drosophila gunungcola (fruit fly)
Lineage: Eukaryota; Metazoa; Arthropoda; Insecta; Diptera; Drosophilidae
Gene: Swt1
Product: transcriptional protein SWT1
Exons: 5
Coding region: 194-1438 (414 amino acids)
Cellular component (GO): nucleus
Source: RefSeq, a predicted model, not a curated record
CUGAAAGGGCGCCAUGUGCUGCUCCAAGAACUGCAAUUUCUCGUAAUAGCGCGAUCGGGGGCAGAACUCCUUGCCCUCCAGUUCGCACUUCAGUUGGCGCGCCUUUUCCUUGUGAUGGUACGGUAUAAAUGGUGGAUUCUUCCGCGGUCAUACUGAAUACAAUCACAAACAAUUAAAUGCUGAAGGAAGAAACAUGUCGUGCAGCAACGAAAAAAGCGGAAAGCUAAAAUAUUCCCAUGUUUUAGGAGAAAACGAGUGGAAGCAACUUAUGGGAAGUCCGCGCUUGCCCAAUGUCAUAAGGCAGCCCGCUCAGGAUCGUCUGAAGCGGCUGCAAACAAAUUUGAAGCGGGAUGUCAAGCGACCCACACGUAGAUUCUCGACAUCAAGCCAACCGGAGAUUGAUGUUCCGAUUCCAGUUCCCAGCCGCCGAGCAAGUUUCUCCGAGGCCGCAGAGGCCAUUCCCUCGGCCAUUCCCUUGGCCAAAUCCCCACCGCAUAGAACGUUCGUGGGGCGCAUGAGAAUCCAGGGCAAACCACCAAGGCGUUUGUCCAUCAUCAAUCCCUGGGAGAAGCCAAUGGCUCUGGUGGAUGCCAGCAACCGUCUGAAAGCGGGCAGUUCCCAAAGUGCCCACCAGCGUCUAUCGCAGUUGAGGACCCUUCUGCAGCAAGAGCAAAAGGCCAAGGAGACCAACAACAAUGAUGUGGUCAAGGCCAACGAACAGGGUAACAAGAAACAGCCUGGAACAUCCGCCAGCAGCGCAAUUCCAAGUGCAUUUAACAGCUCGAAGGCCGUUGAGGUGGGUCCAGAGCCCAUGGAAUGGGAGGAGUUCACUGAAGAUGAGCCUCCGAAGCAGGCUCAGGAUCUGGCCUUGAAGGAGAACGAGUUCAAUAGGAUUGAGUCUACCGAGGAGGACGACAUUUCGCUCAUUCGUCAAGCCGCCGACGGCGAGGAGUUGCCCGCCCACCUUCAAGAUCACAUGUACUUCGUGCUGGACACAAACGUCCUUAUGCAGAACAUCAAGUUCGUGGAGAGUCUGACCGACGUUGUGCUGCCGGGAACGGUGGGCAGUGUGCUGUACAUUCCCUAUGUGGUCAUCAAGGAGCUGGACAAGCUCAAGGGUCAGCAUCAAGACGACCGCGAUGUGAAGCGACUGGUUGCCGUGCGAGCCAUACGCUAUUUGAACACUAAGUUCGAUGAGAGUUUGGAAAUUCAAGCUCAAUCGGCCAUCGAGGCGGCGCAGCACCUGAUCGAAGUGGACUGCCCGGACGACAGCAUCGUCAACUGCUGCCUGCAGCUGCAGCAACAUGUGCCGAACGUGAUGCUCGUCACCAACGACCAAAAUCUCCGUCUCAAGGCCAACGCCUCGGCCAUUCAGGUCUCGUGUCGCUCCGACCUCAUGGCCACCUAUCCCUAUGAGUUUGCCGCCUUGGGUGACUAGCUCGAAUCCAUCUAGUCUCACUACUCUAGUUACUAUAGACUGCGUUUGUGAUAUCGGAUCCGGGAGAAACUGGCAGGGAUCCACCAGUCAGGCCACUGCACCGCAGCACACAUGAAGUACAAUCUAUCAUUAACACUCAUAUCAUAUUUAAGGAGGAGACAGCCACCGGCGAUGUUCACUGAAGACUAGCGUUACGGAUUUAGAUUUAGAUUCUACUGCCCUGCCUUUUGCUACGAGCAAUAAAGCUUAUUUUUCGUUAUA